AUGAGUUAUUCGGAUGAAGAUGAAAGCUUGCAAUAUAACAGCAGUGGGAGUAACCACAAUAAUGACGCUGCUACUGUGAUUCUCAUGGGGCGUCGUCGUAGCGGGAAAUCAUCAAUUCUUGAAGCGGUCUUCCACAAAAUGAAACCUUGGGAGUCUGUGUAUAUCGAAAGUACCGCCAAACCUGAAGUUUUGAACGUUGCCUCACUCAUAAAUAUCAACCUUAUGGAACUUCCGGGACAAAUUGAUUAUGUGGACCCGGAAUAUGAUAAUUCUCAAAUGUUUAGACAAACCGGGGCGAUUAUUUAUGUGAUUGAUGCGCAAGAUGAGUAUUAUGGGGCAGUACGGAAUUUGAUUAGAGUGGUUGAGAAAGCAUAUAUGGAAAAUCCGAACAUUAGAGUGGAGGUCUUGGUUCAUAAAAUUGAUGGGCUUUCAGAAGAAUUUAGAGAUGAUACUGUAAGAGAUAUUAAGGACCGGACCAGUGAAAUGUUAUAUGAUGGGGGUCUUGAAUCAUUCGCAGGUAUUGAUUUUUACCAAACUUCUAUCUAUGAUCAAAGUAUCUAUGAAGUAUUAUCCAAGAUCAUCUCUCGAUUAAUUCCUGAAUUACCGAGCCUUGAGCACUUAUUGGACAAUUUUGUCCAGCAUUCCGCCAUCGAAAAGGCAUUCAUUUGUGAUUUGAAAUCCAAAUUGUACUUUGUCACCGAUUCUUCGCCCCUUGAUUCCAAGAUAUAUGAAGUUUGUGCUGAACUUAUUGACUUGAGUAUUGAUUUAGAUUCGUUGCUUGGGGGAAAUCAUGAUGAUGAUUCAUCAAGUCUAGAAGGUAGUAUAACUGAAGGGGCUAUCACCGAUGGUGAGUCAACCCCAAAGCAAAAAAGAUUAAGAUGUGUCUCAAAAUUGAGUUCAGGAAUCAAGCUUUAUUUGCAUGAAGUUUUAAAAGAUCUCUGUUUAAUUGCGUUCAUUAGAGACGAUGGUAUCGGCGCAGAUGAUUCUGCCACUCUUGCGGUUCUUGAUUACAAUGCCGCAAUUUUCAGAAAAGGAUUGGAAAGAAUAUUCCAUGACAGACUAUGA
Messenger RNA from Saccharomycopsis crataegensis, 1065 nucleotides. Its product is annotated as Gtr2 protein. The coding region runs from base 1 to 1065 and encodes 354 amino acids. Gene Ontology annotation, biological process: negative regulation of autophagy; cellular response to starvation. Gene Ontology annotation, molecular function: GTP binding; GTPase activity. The record is from RefSeq and is a predicted model, not a curated record. The transcript has a single exon. NCBI's taxonomy places the organism in Eukaryota, Fungi, Ascomycota, Saccharomycetes, Ascoideales, Saccharomycopsidaceae. Gene Ontology annotation, cellular component: fungal-type vacuole membrane; Gtr1-Gtr2 GTPase complex; nucleus.